AGAGAGAGAGAAUUUCUGCUUAACAUAUUGCAUCUAAUUUGCUCACAAUGAGGUAUAUCAUGCAUCCUGUCUGAUAGAUGACUUGUGGUAAAAAGUUCCACCAGAGAGAAGACAUCAGAUGGGUAGCUCCCAAACAAGUUGCAAUUUGUUGGAAAGACAACCGGCGUACACAAGAUGGCCUCAAGUGUCAACAUGAGCGAGUGCAAUCUCACAGAUAUGGACGACAAGAUGAAUACCGUGCGGUUGGUCAUCUACAUCCCCAUCUUCAUUUGUGGGGCCAUCCUGAACGUCAUUGCCCUAGUGGUCUUCUGUUUCCAGCUGAAGAAGUGGAAUGUGUCCACCAUCUACAUGACCAACCUGGUGCUGAUGGACCUGCUGCUUCUCUUCUCCCUGCCCUUUCGGAUGUACAACUCCGAAUGGGCUGCUGACAAGAGGCUCCUCUGCUCCUUCUUGGAGAGCUUAUACUUUGUGAGCAUUUACGGCAGCAUCUACACCAUCACAUGCAUCAGCAUCGAUCGCUACAUAGGCAUUAGCCAUGCUUUGUGGUUCAAAGUGCUGCGCUCCCCGCGUAAGGCCCUGCUGGUGUGCGCCACCAUCUGGGCGCUGGUGUUCGGGGCCACCGCGCCCGUCUACGGUUUCCACACCGGUGACACCGGUGACUUCCGCUGCUUCCACGGCUUCUCGGACAAGGGCUGGAACCUGGCGCUCAUCGCCUGCCUCCAGGUUUUCGGCUUCCUGCUGCCGGCGGCGGUGCUGGUGGCCUGCUCCACCCUGGUGGUCCGCAAGAUACACCGCUCGAACAAAAGCAGUCAGAAGAACCAGGCCUGCGUCCGGGUCAUCUACAGCGGCCUGGUUGCCUUCCUGGUGCCCUUCACACCCAGCCACCUGGCCAUCCUGCUGCAGUUCUUCGUGCGGCGAGGUGCCAUCACGGACUGCCGGCUGCAGGCCAACAUCAGCGUGUUCGUCCAGCUGGCCAUGACCCUGGCCAACAUCACCUGCUGCCUGGACGGCGUCUGCUACUAUUUUGUCACCAAGGAAGUCCGCAACUCCAGUGGCAGUUUCAGAAGAUCAUUCAAUCAAUGGAGAAACACAUCGGAUAUUCAGAACUCAUUUGACCUGGGCACACAAGGGAUCGAGAGAGCAGUUUCCAGGGGCCAGGAGAGCUCAGUAGUGAAGAUCCCAGGAGAGUAGCAGUUUGUGAGAUAUUCAAAUCACCCUGCCUGACACCAACAAUCAUUCCACGGUCCACCAACAAACAGUCACUUUGAUUACAUUUCUUCUCCAUUCUGACGUUUGGUCU
Molecule: messenger RNA, 1300 nt
Organism: Conger conger (European conger)
Lineage: Eukaryota; Metazoa; Chordata; Actinopteri; Anguilliformes; Congridae
Product: G-protein coupled receptor 55-like
Exons: 4
Coding region: 175-1191 (338 amino acids)
Biological process (GO): phospholipase C-activating G protein-coupled receptor signaling pathway; positive regulation of Rho protein signal transduction
Cellular component (GO): membrane
Molecular function (GO): G protein-coupled receptor activity
Source: RefSeq, a predicted model, not a curated record